AUGCCGGCAGUAUUCGGGGCGCCAAUGCGCAGUGAUAUUUUGAAUUUUGUUCAUGAUAGUUUGCGAAAAAAUUCGCGUCAACCAUAUGCCGUAAGCUCCAAAGCUGGUCACCAAACAUCGGCCGAGUCGUGGGGCACUGGUCGAGCUGUUGCUAGGAUUCCCCGUGUUCGCGGAGGCGGUACUCAUCGCUCCGGACAGGGUGCCUUCGGAAACAUGUGUCGCGGAGGUCAUAUGUAUGCUCCUACCAAAGUUUGGAGGCGUUGGCAUCGCCGUGUCAAUAUUCAACAGAGGCGCUUUGCCAUGUGCUCGGCUAUUGCCGCCACGGGCGUCCCAGCUUUGGUCAUGGCUCGAGGACAUCGAGUGAACAAAAUUCCAGAGCUUCCAUUAGUUGUGUCAGCAGAUAUAGAAAAGAUCAAGAAGACAAAGGAAGCUGUGAAAGUUCUGAAAAAACUUAGAGCUUGGUCAGAUAUUCAGAAGGUUUACAAUUCGAAAAGGAAUCGUGCGGGCCGUGGCAAAAUGAGGAAUCGUCGUCAUAUCAUGAAGCGAGGUCCUAUUGUUGUGUAUAAAAAGGAUGAUGGAAUUACGCGGGCGUUCCGUAACAUUCCAGGUGUUACUCUGUUGAAUGUAAAAUACCUUAACAUACUUAAACUUGCUCCUGGUGGCCAUAUGGGGCGCUUUACUAUCUGGACUGAGGGUGCUUUUCGUACACUGGACAAGUUGUAUGGUACCUGGAAAACUGGUAGUAGCAUGAAGAAUGGUUUCCACUUGCCUUCUUCUAAGGUAACUAAUACUGAUCUUACUCGCCUCCUUACGUGUCGGGCCAUUCGCAACGUUCUUCGCCCCAGGAGAAUGGAUCAUCAGCGAAGACGCUCGCACGUCAAGAAAAAUCCCCUAAAGAACAUGCAGGUCCUUAUCAAACUGAAUCCGAAUGCUAUAUCUGAGCGUAAUGCACGUAUUGGCGCACUAAGGGCUGCGCUGAAGCGGAAGAUUCGGAAGAGUGAGAAGCCUAAGUCCGCUUGUCGAAAGGUGAUAACGGAGGAAAAGAAGGACACUGAAGCUUGA
Messenger RNA from Hydatigera taeniaeformis, 1062 nucleotides. Lineage: Eukaryota; Metazoa; Platyhelminthes; Cestoda; Cyclophyllidea; Taeniidae. The record is from the annotation of a GenBank genome assembly.